GGCAUGUGGUCGAACAGGCAAGCAAAGCGUACUCAUUCUGAAAGUGAAAGUAAAAUGAACCAGGGCAACAAGACUGGGUGUCUCUGUGUCGAGUAGGCAGUCCGACCAGUGUUCCACUAACAAGAGACGUCGCCUUGAAGAGGAGCGUGUCUGGUAAAUGAACAUGGCCUCAAUUGGUAUCCUCCUUAUUCUCACUGUCUACAUCUAUGUCAGCACAGGAAAUGCAGAAGCAGCUUUUAUAAAUGUGGAAUGCAAGGAUGAAAAGGUGGGACAGUACGGCCAGCAGACACUGCUGGAGUGUGUCGUCAAAACCCUACAAAACGAUGUAGAAAUCCGGGUGGUCACUUGGAAGAAGAAAGACCAAAAAGACCAAAGACCCUUACUGCUUUUUAACAGAGGACUACCUGAGCCUAAGCCAGGCUAUUCGUUUGCUGAGCCGUCCUGGAAUGUCAGAAACAUGAACGUCUCGCUGCUCAUCACCAACACUGCAGUAGAGCACCAGGGAGAUUAUACAUGCAUGGUGAUAACAGACAGCGGUGAUGGCUCGAGCAGCAUCAGCCUUAAAGUCACAGCCAAAUACAACAAACCAACCCUACGCUCCAACCCUGAGAAGAUAACUCCAAAUGCAGACGUUACCCUGACGUGUGAAUCCAAAGGUGGCUACCCAAAAGGCGAACUUCGCUGGUUUGAUGAGCACAACAAAACAAAGAACUCUCAAACGGAGGCGAAGCAGACAGAAAAUGGUCUGUUUAACCUCUCAAGCAAUCUGACUUUGGAGCAUGGAUCCAUGGGCUCCAAAUACACCUGCAGAGUGUUCAAUGCCAGUGGAGGCAAAGAGGAUGAAGAGGUUGUAGUACUGCCCUCACUACAACGUGGAGUAUUGGACGGCCGGAAAGAGGUGGAUUCAGCCACCAAAAUAGCCGCUCCUGCGUUUGUCAUCGGAUCGCUGAUCGUAGGGUUGCUGAUCGUGAUGCUGUGGUAUUAUAGAAGGCGAUCUCAACUGGCCCGGAGGCUCUCCACUGCACCCCUUAUGGGAAACCAUCGCGGGGUCCCAACAUAUGAGCCAGAUGUUGAGGAAGGUGAUCUUCAGGAGAAAGGAGACAACCAUGCCUGAGGAGACACUGCAGGUCACAUGCUGAAUUACUGGCAACCUCUGAAAUCAAUACUUCCUUGUUGCACUAUAUCAUUGUACUUUUCCCAAUUGCAAACAACUGUCUAUAACCAGGGAUAACUUGUAUUACUGUGAUUUUUCAGAGGAACUUUAAGUGCUUUGUUCACUAAAGCUUAUUAACUGAACACUUUUUAAUCAAGUCAAAAUCUAAAGAAAGAUCUCGACUGAUUUAUGAAUCAGUGACGGAUAACUAGAAGGCCGGGGGUCGUGUUCAGGCCCCGUGAACUUAAAACUCUGACAACCACACCAGGAGCAAUGUGUGACACCACCGAAAACCAACUUGAUAGGGAAUUUAGGACGUUAGUGAAUGUCUGAUAUGUUUUGGUGGUUUGAGGAACAAUUCUGUUUCAUUUCGCCCACGCAGUAACUGUACAGUAGCCUUUGGCAGCUUGGCUUCUCACUUCCUCUUGUCAUAUUAAAUCAACAUUACCAGGAACACGCUGAAUCGUGCUAUUAGGAUAGGAAGUUAUGUAUGUAUCUGUGUUUGCGUUUGUGUGUGCAUGUGUGAUUUUACAGAAUAUUGUUUUGUGUCGAUUUAUUAUUAA
Sebastes umbrosus (honeycomb rockfish) is the source of this 1716-nucleotide messenger RNA. RefSeq lists its product as uncharacterized. The record is from RefSeq and is a predicted model, not a curated record. Gene Ontology annotation, biological process: immune response; cellular response to lipopolysaccharide; positive regulation of T cell proliferation. Gene Ontology annotation, cellular component: external side of plasma membrane. The coding region runs from base 158 to 1114 and encodes 318 amino acids. The transcript is spliced from 9 exons. Lineage: Eukaryota; Metazoa; Chordata; Actinopteri; Perciformes; Sebastidae.